Messenger RNA from Tetrahymena thermophila SB210, 324 nucleotides. RefSeq lists its product as hypothetical. Lineage: Eukaryota; Ciliophora; Oligohymenophorea; Hymenostomatida; Tetrahymenidae. The transcript has a single exon. The record is from RefSeq and is a predicted model, not a curated record.
AUGUUAAAAAUUGCAGAUACUUCAGAAGAUUUUUUGAGGUUUUCUAAUUAUUUAUAUACAAGCUAUCUUGAAAGUUAAUAAAUAUAAUCACUUUAACUUAUUUCUUUAACAACUAUGAAAAAAUUAAGAAAAAUAAUUAAAAAAAAAAGAAAAAUAAAUAAUACAUACAAAAAUAACUCUUUCUGGUUAAAAUAAAAUUAUUUCUACAAAUAAAAAAUAAAUAUCAAAAAAUAUGAAUUAAUCAAUAAACAAUAAAAUAAUUGUAAAUUUAUUUAAAAUAAAAAAAGAAAUUUAAAUGUAAAUCUAAACAUAAUUAAAAAUUGA